GGCGAAUCAACCCAAGUCGGUUUGCAACCGUCAUAUCUCUGCAGCCAUCCCUCCUCUUGGACUCGUGCAGCCCAUCUCAGCUUAGAGCUUAGGUGUAAAUUCAAACGCCUGCAAAGCUACACAGUCUAUGGACGCAAGGCAACAAGAGUACCCGCAGUCAGAUCCAGCGUCUGCUGCGCAAUACCCUCCACAAGGACAAGACCCACGAUCUUCAAACCUUACCCCCACCUCAGACUACAGCCUGAAUCCCUCGUCUGCCCGAUCAGGGUCCUUCCCGGAGUACAUUCAACGCUCGUAUCAACCAGGCGCUCAAGGGCAAGCACCGGGAGAUCCAUCAAUCGCCGCCCAAACGAGCCCGACCUACCCUCAACACCAGCAGUACUCGCCUUAUACGCCGCAUCACGACAUGCAACAUUAUCCGGGUCAACCUCAGACCCCAAUGUACGCGUCGCGCCCCGAGUGGGCAGGGCAUUAUCCUCAGCCAGGUAUGCAUUAUGCCCAUGCUGCGACAUCAGGUCCCCCUGCGCCUGCCAUGGUUUCUCCGGUCCAGCGUCCUCCCACAUAUCCGCAGGGCGGACAUCCACUUUCCACCGUGUAUUCAUUUGUCCCAAUUCCGGGCGCACAGCAACAUAAGCGACCACGUCGGCGAUACGAGGAAAUUGAGCGCAUGUACAAGUGCGGUUGGAACGGCUGUGAGAAGGCCUAUGGCACUUUAAAUCAUUUAAACGCUCACGUCACGAUGCAAUCGCAUGGCGCAAAGCGAACUCCAGAAGAGUUUAAAGAGAUUCGCAAAGAGUGGAAGGCGAAGAAGAAGGAGGAAGAGGCCGCGCGCAAGGCUGACGAGGAGCGUCACCGCGCCGACGUCCAGCAGCGUCAACAUGAUGGUGUCGCUCCUGGCGAGCCCCCCGUCUAUGGUCAGAUGCGACAGGCAGUCGGCGUGCCUGGUCAGCCUCCUCAACAUCCCCAACUACCUCCCAUCGGGUACCAACCUGCGGCCUCGAGCAACACAGCUGCUCCUCAGUAUGGCACGCAGAGUCCAGGUCUUCCCGAGGGCAUGGCCCAUUAUCCCCAAUCGCCAUACGGUCAAAACCCGCAGAUGUACUCACAAGGUCAUUAGUCAGGCUUUGUAGAUGACGAUGCGUGGUCUGAGUCUUCGGAAUUGGAUGCCUCGUCGACCCCCUUCUAAAAGACGAAAGGC
This is a messenger RNA of Cucurbitaria berberidis CBS 394.84, 1198 nucleotides long. RefSeq lists its product as uncharacterized. The transcript has 6 exons. Gene Ontology annotation, biological process: regulation of DNA-templated transcription. Lineage: Eukaryota; Fungi; Ascomycota; Dothideomycetes; Pleosporales; Cucurbitariaceae. The coding region runs from base 128 to 1117 and encodes 329 amino acids. The record is from RefSeq and is a predicted model, not a curated record.